This is a messenger RNA of Conger conger (European conger), 1984 nucleotides long. Its product is annotated as adenylosuccinate synthetase isozyme 2-like. Gene Ontology annotation, cellular component: cytoplasm. The record is from RefSeq and is a predicted model, not a curated record. NCBI's taxonomy places the organism in Eukaryota, Metazoa, Chordata, Actinopteri, Anguilliformes, Congridae. Gene Ontology annotation, molecular function: GTP binding; adenylosuccinate synthase activity. Bases 170 to 1540 code for a protein of 456 amino acids. Gene Ontology annotation, biological process: 'de novo' AMP biosynthetic process; IMP metabolic process. The transcript is spliced from 13 exons.
UUUUGUUAGAAAGUAUGCAGUUGCAGUUUAUCCUGUUAGUUUCUGGUAGUGAGCUGGGGGCGUGUCUGGUUAAAUGCAUGAAGCCUGAGCGCACACACUAGCUAACGUUAGUGGGUUAGAGUAAGGGAGACUAUCAGAAAACUGUCUGCAAAUAGCCGAGUAGACAGUCAUGUCAGAUAAGGGGAGCACGGAGCUGCACAUAGCGCAAAAUGGUGGCGUGGAUCCGCGCGUGGCCAGUGGGAAUAUUGGCAUCAAAGUAACGGUGGUGCUCGGAGCUCAGUGGGGAGACGAAGGCAAAGGGAAAGUCGUGGACUUGCUUGCCCAGGACGCCGAUAUUGUCUGCCGAUGUCAGGGUGGUAACAACGCUGGACACACGGUGGUGGUGGACUCUGUGGAGUACGACUUUCACAUCCUCCCCAGCGGCAUCAUCAACCCCAACGCCACGUCGUUCAUAGGUAAUGGAGCUGUGAUUCAUCUACCUGGCCUCUUUGAAGAGGCAGAGAAAAACCUGCAAAAGGGAAAAGGUCUGGAGGGCUGGCAGACGAGGCUGUUCAUCUCAGACCGGGCACACAUCGUGUUUGAUUUCCACCAGGCCGUGGAUGGUGUUCAGGAGCAGCUGCGUCAGCAGCAAGCUGGGAAAAAAUUGGGAACCACGAAGAAGGGAAUCGGGCCGGUGUACUCCUCCAAAGCGGCGCGCUCUGGCCUGCGAAUCUGCGACUUGAUGUCGGAUUUCCAGGAGUUCUCCAAAAGAUUUAAGAUCUUAGCGCUCCAGUAUGCCACUAUGUACCCAACGCUCCAGAUCGAUAUUGAGGGCGAGCUGGAGAGAUUGAAGGGGUAUGCGGAGAAGAUAAAGCCCAUGGUGAGAGAUGGGGUGCACUUCAUGUAUGAGGCUUUACACGGGCCUCCAAAAAAGAUCCUGGUGGAAGGAGCUAACGCCGCCCUGCUGGACAUUGACUUUGGGACGUACCCUUUUGUGACAUCAUCAAACUGCACGGUGGGCGGAGUCUGCACCGGGCUGGGCAUGCCUCCCCGCAACGUGGGCCAGGUGUACGGCGUGGUCAAGGCCUACACUACCCGGGUGGGCAUUGGUGCUUUCCCCUCCGAGCAGACCAACGAAAUCGGAGAGCUCCUGCAAACACGGGGGAAGGAGGUCGGAGUGACCACGGGGCGCAAGAGGAGAUGUGGCUGGCUUGACCUGGUCCUCGUCAAAUAUGCCCACAUGCUCAACGGCUUCACUGCCAUAGCUCUCACUAAACUGGACAUCUUGGAUGUUCUUCCAGAAAUUAAAGUGGGUUUGGCAUACAAGGUGGAUAACAUAGUAAUACCUCAUUUUCCAGCCAACCAAGAAGUCUUACAAAACGUGGAGGUCCAGUACCACACCCUGCCUGGUUGGAACAGCAAUACAUCUACUGCCCGGACCUUCCUGGAGCUUCCGGAAAACGCACAGAAGUACGUCCGCUUCAUCGAGGAGCACCUGGACGUGCCUGUUAAGUGGAUUGGUGUGGGCAAGUCUCGAGAGUCCAUGAUCCAGCUCUUCUGAAGGCCGCCAGGUCCGGAGCAGAGGUCACGGGCUGAGGGGUCAGGGGUCAGGGUUCAGGGGAGUCACGCUCCUUGUAGACACUUCUCCAUGUUAACCUCUGGAGUGUUUGGGCUACAGCAGAACUGUGACCUGCUAACUGGGGCGACGCUCGUUAUUGUCACGUUACUAUGCUCCUUCUGGGACAGAGGAGCCUGGCUUUUCUCCUCAGGUUAGUCAAGGGACCUGCAUAUCAACUGUUCUUUCACACCAAUGCACGCACGCACACACAUACCUGUGUCACACAGGUAUUGCUUAUCUGAGACACUUUGGAGAUGUAUUUUAUUAUAUAGCCUAUGUAUUAUUACGGUGUGUCCUUCCUGGUCAGAUCUGUCCUGUUUUUCGCUCUGUGUGGGUUCUCUGACGUCACAGUUUUACGUGAAUAAAGUUUCCAGAGCUUUUCUCCUU